AUGGAUCGGCCAUUUACCUUAUACUGGAUGUACUCACAGAUCACUAAGGCCUUUUGGAGAAUUAUGGCUGGAUUUACUGGAAUUGGAGUUGGUGCCGCAUAUGCUGGCUUAAAGCCUGUUGUAGAUUUUAUGACGUUUAACUUUUCUAUGCAGGCAAUUGAUCAUAUCAUAAAUUUUGCUGCAAAGCCAAAUUACAUGUCUGCUGGACAGAUAAAUGUACCCAUCAUCUUUAGAGGACCCAAUGGUGCUGCUUCUGGUGUUGGUGCUCAGCAUUCUCAGAUGCGCCUUCUGAAGAACUCAAUUCAUCUUGCAGUUUGUAACUCAUUACUUGACCUUGCUGGAAUCAUGUGUGGACAAUUCAGUAAAUCAUGUUGGAAAUUUUUCCUUGGAACAUUAACUGGAAAGGCAAUCAUCGAACACAUACACAGAGAAUUCUAUCGCCACAUGGCAGAACAACAGAUGAUGCUGUCUAAGUGCAAUUCCGGCACCGCUGAGGCACCGGCUAAAAAAAAGAAAGAGUUGGUUAUGCACAAUACUCUGAUUCAGAUUAAUUUACAUUACGGCGGUAUGAUCUUAAUGACAACAGCUGAUUUUUCACAUGAAAAUAAGCUUGGCCAAGUGACAAAGACUGAUUUCAAGAAGUACUUUGCUCAGUUUAGGACUAUCAUUGAUUAUUUGGUGAUUUAUGACCACAAAACUAAACGUCAUAGUUGCUUUGGCUUUGCUACAUAUGACGAAGAGGCUGUAAACAACGUGUUGCAGAGGCUGUUCCUUAAACUCGAUGGGAAUAUGGUUGACUUCAUAAGUGGCUUCCCUAAGGAAACGUCUCCCAACCCAAACCGGAACACGCUAAUAUAA
Eruca vesicaria subsp. sativa (arugula) is the source of this 858-nucleotide messenger RNA. The record is from the annotation of a GenBank genome assembly. Lineage: Eukaryota; Viridiplantae; Streptophyta; Magnoliopsida; Brassicales; Brassicaceae.